GGCUAAGUCAUUCAUUUGGUUUCUUCAUAUUUUUGUUCCCGUGGAAUCGAUUCGACGACCAAAUUCAGGCGACUGCUCCGGUCCUCAAUUCUACGCCCAAAAAUUUCAAACAGAAGAAGAGAGGUUUCAAGAAGCAAGUUCUUGUAAUCUUCUUGAAAAACCGAGUAACGUGCUUCAUUGAUCUGUGAUCGAAUCCAACCAUUUAUUUUCUGAGAGAUCCAAUCCGAUUCCCCCGUUUGUGUUUCGUCCACCAUUUCUCACUUUCCCAGAUGGCGCACCGAAGAACGAAGCUCCUCUUCGUUGUUUGUGCCCUCUGCUACGUUAUUUCCGCCAUUGCGGGGAAGAGCUAUUACGAUAUACUGCAAGUGCAGAAGGGUGCGUCGGAAGACCAGAUCAAAAGGGCUUAUAGGAAGCUUGCUUUGAAGUAUCAUCCUGAUAAGAAUCAGGGAAACGAGGAAGCCAAUAGAAGAUUUGCGGAGAUUAGCAAUGCUUAUGAGGUUCUAUCGGACGGGGAGAAGAGAAACAUUUAUGAUAGGUACGGAGAGGAGGGUCUGAAACAGCAUGCUGCAAGUGGAGGUAGAGGUGGAGGGAUGAACAUUCAGGAUAUUUUUAGCCAGUUUUUUGGCGGAGGAGGUGGUAUGGAAGAGGAAGAAAAAAUUCCAAAAGGUGACGAUGUAAUCGUGGAAUUGGAUGCGUCAUUAGAAGAUCUCUACAUGGGUGGUUCACUGAGGGUAUGGAGGGAGAAAAACAUAUUAAAGCCAGCACCUGGUAAGAGGCGGUGUAAUUGUAGAAAUGAAGUCUACCACAAGCAGAUUGGUCCUGGAAUGUUCCAACAGAUGACAGAACAAGUGUGUGAGCAAUGCCCCAAUGUUAAAUUUGAAAGAGAAGGAUAUUUUGUUACUGUUGAUAUUGAGAAAGGCAUGCAAGAUGGCCAAGAGGUCACUUUCUAUGAAGAUGGUGAACCAAUGAUAGAUGGAGAAGCUGGAGAUCUUAGAUUCCGCAUCCACACUGCACCACAUGACGUUUUCAGAAGGGAUGGCAACGACUUGCAUGCUACCAUCACCAUUACCCUGGUACAAGCCCUUGUUGGUUUCGAGAAAAGUCUCAAACACCUCGACGAACAUUUAGUAGAAAUCGGAACAAAGGGAAUUACAAAACCCAAGGAAGUAAGGAAGUUCAAAGGAGAAGGAAUGCCAUUGCAUUUCAGCACAAAGAAAGGAGAUCUUUAUGUCACAUAUGAGGUCCUAUUUCCCACGUCGCUAACAGAGGACCAGAAGGCAAGCAUCCAGAAAAUUCUGGGUUAGUUAUUAAUAGGUUCAUAUAGAUUUUGCAUCUUUUUCUUUUUGUUGUGCUCAAAGAUGUAUACUCCGUUGUAGUAGAGGCUGUAGCAUGUGAAAGGAUGGUUACAAAAAUUUGGUAUCUCUGAGCUCUGCAGAAGUUUUGAUUGAUUUGUUUAACAGUGUUAUCUAAAUGAUAUUGAUCUUCAAUAUUGUUAGAUAUUGUUAAA
This is a messenger RNA of Cucumis melo (muskmelon), 1507 nucleotides long. Its product is annotated as dnaJ protein ERDJ3B. The coding region runs from base 270 to 1304 and encodes 344 amino acids. The transcript is spliced from 10 exons. The record is from RefSeq and is a predicted model, not a curated record. Lineage: Eukaryota; Viridiplantae; Streptophyta; Magnoliopsida; Cucurbitales; Cucurbitaceae. Gene Ontology annotation, biological process: protein folding.